Nerophis ophidion (straightnose pipefish) is the source of this 1280-nucleotide messenger RNA. RefSeq names its product forkhead box D7 (gene foxd7). Bases 88 to 1164 code for a protein of 358 amino acids. Gene Ontology annotation, molecular function: RNA polymerase II cis-regulatory region sequence-specific DNA binding; DNA-binding transcription factor activity, RNA polymerase II-specific. Lineage: Eukaryota; Metazoa; Chordata; Actinopteri; Syngnathiformes; Syngnathidae. The record is from RefSeq and is a predicted model, not a curated record. Gene Ontology annotation, biological process: regulation of transcription by RNA polymerase II; cell differentiation; anatomical structure morphogenesis. The transcript has 3 exons.
GUCGGAAGAGAAACCAGUGGAUCUUGUGUCUGGCUGACAUGGACAGGUUUCCCUGGUUUUUAGUACCGCUGUGGAGAUUAUUCUGGGAUGGCAGCUGACUCUGGGACAACAGCCCCCAGGGAGCCAAGAGGACCACCAGGUCUAAAUACACACCAGGGAACUGGAGAGGUCGUGACCCCGGUGUGUUCAGGGACCAGUUGGUGCGUGGGUCUCCAGGGAACACAGGGUGAGAGGUCAUGUGACCCCAACACUUGCUGGAAAUACCUGCGGACUUCUACUAUGACAUUAGGCUCGGAGAUGAUGGAGGAUCUUGUCAUCGACGUGGUGGGCGAAGGCGUGCGGGAUAACGCGGACGAGCCGCCGGAGCGCACCGGGGAGCGGGACUCCUGCAGCCCGGCGCAGGCGUGCCAUCCUCCCGCCAAAGCGUCGGUGAAGCCGCCUUACUCCUACAUCGCGCUCAUCACCAUGGCCAUCUUGCAGAGUCCCAAGAAGCGUCUGACCCUCAGCGAGAUCUGCGACUUCAUCAGCCGGAGGUUCGCGUAUUACCGGGAGAAGUUCCCGGCCUGGCAGAACUCCAUCCGGCACAACUUGUCCCUGAACGACUGCUUCAUCAAGAUGCCCCGGGAGCCCGGGAACCCCGGGAAGGGCAACUACUGGACCCUGGACCCCAACUCCUCGGACAUGUUCGAGAACGGCAGCUUCCUGAGGAGGAGGAAGCGCUUCAAGCGCCAGAAUUUCCGCUAUGACGCCUUCAAAGAGCGCAGCGCCGUUGCGCACGGACAUUACGCGCUGGGCGCCCCGGCCCUCCAGCUGCCCACCCUGGAUAUUUACCCUUACAUGCACCACCACCACCAUCACCACCAUCACGCCGCCUCCAUCCCACCUGUGCGCAGCAUCCUCCCCGCGCUCUCCAGCUUCUUCUCCCGCAGCGCCAAGGCCUUCCUGCAGGCGCAGCCCGCCAUCGAAGCCUUCUCGGCGGCCCACUGCGCCGCCUACUCGGCGCCUCUGACUCCCGCUGCCCCGUACGCGUCACCGGCGCUUUACCGCCCCGCCGUGCCCCCGCCUCACCUGCAUCUCACCUUGCAGCAGCAGGAGCAGCAGAAGGUGCGCGCGCAGCGGCGCGGAACACCUGAGCUGGCGGCUAAACACCUGAGCCAUGAGUAAAAAGUGGUGGGGUGCAGGACUUGAAAUUUCUCAGGUAACAAAGACAAUAAAUGGUUUUUUUUUAAUAACUUUAACAAAAAAAUGUUAUUAAUUGAAAUAAAUGUGUAAGGUGCACA